AUGCUUGAGAGGCUGAUCGGUGCAGCGGUGGAGAAUCCGCGGUUGAUGUUUGCCAUGGGCGCGGUGGGAUUGGGGUUGAAUUUGGUUAGUGUUGUUGUUUUGCAGGGGCAUGGACAUGAUCAUUCCCAUGGACAUGGGCAUGGGCAUGGACAGAGUUCCAAGAAGGAAGAUGAGAGCCUUCAGCAUACCCAUGAACAUGACCACGACCACGACCUCAACAUGCUAGGCGUCCUCCUCCACAUCAUCAGCGACGCAGCCAACAACCUGGGCGUGAUGGCCGCCGCGCUGGUGAUCUGGUUCGCCUCCGCCCCCGCCUCCAUCGACCCGCUGCACGUCCAGCUCGACCUGGAGAAGAUCCCCGGCGUGCUGGCGAUCCACGAGCUGCACAUCUGGCGGCUGAACCAGCGCAAGACGCUGGCGAGCGUGCAUAUCGUGCUGCCCGAGGGCGCGGACUGGGCGGGCACGACGCGCGCUGUGAACGGGUGCUUCCAUGCGCAUGGCAUCCACUCGGCAACGCUGCAGCCGGAGAUCAAGAUGCAGGUGCAGGUGCAGAUGCUGGAUGGGGUGGUGGUGCGCGAGAAGGAAAAGUGUCGGGUGUUGUGUGGGGAGGUGUGUGAGGAGUUGAGAUGUUGCUCGGAGGGCUCGGAUGGGUCCGAACGGAAUGUUCCGCUGUAG
Molecule: messenger RNA, 675 nt
Organism: Aspergillus terreus NIH2624
Lineage: Eukaryota; Fungi; Ascomycota; Eurotiomycetes; Eurotiales; Aspergillaceae
Exons: 3
Coding region: 1-675 (224 amino acids)
Biological process (GO): zinc ion transmembrane transport; intracellular zinc ion homeostasis
Cellular component (GO): membrane
Molecular function (GO): zinc ion transmembrane transporter activity
Source: RefSeq, a predicted model, not a curated record